UUUCGUCCACCGGUACCCACUACCACCAAGAUCGAUUCCGUUCGCAGCCUCCCACCCUCUCUAGCGAGACAAUUCAGUAUGCACUCGAGACACCAAGAGGUGGACGAGUCAGGAUUGUGCUCGAGGUACUUAACGCACCGUCAACGCUUGGCUUCUCACCCCGCCUACCAUCUAUGAUACCGCAGCGACAUGUACAACUUCACUACACCCUCCCAGCUCUACAUCCCGCUUGAUCACACUCGACAAGCGACGCGGAACGCUGCAGCUUCCCGUCCUCACAAUCCUCCCGUCGUACAGUGGCCUAGCAUGCCUCCGGGUCUGUCCACCGCUGUGACACAGGACUUCAUCGCGCCCUUUGGGCACAUGCCCGCAGGCCCCGCUGCUGCGACGUCUAUGUCAGCCAGUAAUGGGGGCAACGUCAACUAUCAAGGACUCGGAGGAGUCUGGAUGAGUCCCACAGCGCAGUACAACGGCGACCCGCAAGCGCUAGCGCCAUGGUCGCCUGCAGUGCAAGCACCGCCAUACGAUCCAGUACAAGAGCGUGCAACGGGUCUGUACACGACCUUUAUGUAUCCGUGGGUCACGUUUAGUACCCAGGCACCACAUGUGCUGCCCGCCGAUGGCUACGCUGUAGAUCCCGCACUUGAAGCUGCAGUCGCGGCGGCACUGUGCUUCUACGGCGGUCCCUGCUUCCACCUCUCUCAGGAUGACGUAGACAAGAAGAUGAGGGGCUUGCGCCAUCACCUCAAGCAGUGCCACGCGCACCAGUUCAAUGUUGGCCGCCGCGCCGGUGGCACGCGGAUCAUCUGUCAAUGGGCCGCCGAUGGACAGCCGCCAUGCAAGGUGGAUGUUCAAGACAUGUAUUACCUCGCCAAGCACAUUUGGACGAAGCAUCUCAAGGGCAUGCAGGUUAAGUGCGACGUUUGCGGUGACGUGCUUUCGCAGAAAUUCGCGCUCAACCGGCACAAGAACCGGCAUCACAGCAAGUAAGAUAGAGUAGACGUCCGAAUCUUGAGAGUUCCUGUACCUACUACAUAUAUGCCUAGAUCUCUACAAAAGCCUGUAGUCUCACAAUAUGUAUAUC
Molecule: messenger RNA, 1084 nt
Organism: Rhodofomes roseus
Lineage: Eukaryota; Fungi; Basidiomycota; Agaricomycetes; Polyporales; Fomitopsidaceae
Exons: 3
Coding region: 190-990 (266 amino acids)
Source: RefSeq, a predicted model, not a curated record